Argiope bruennichi is the source of this 4982-nucleotide messenger RNA. RefSeq names its product protein jagged-1-like. Bases 457 to 4209 code for a protein of 1250 amino acids. NCBI's taxonomy places the organism in Eukaryota, Metazoa, Arthropoda, Arachnida, Araneae, Araneidae. Gene Ontology annotation, biological process: multicellular organism development; Notch signaling pathway; cell communication. The record is from RefSeq and is a predicted model, not a curated record. The transcript has 21 exons. Gene Ontology annotation, cellular component: membrane. Gene Ontology annotation, molecular function: Notch binding; calcium ion binding.
ACUCGCCUCCAUGGGUGAAGAAACCAUCGUCCAGAAGGAAGAAACUUUUUCAUCCUCGCCGCCCAAGUUCGAAUUACCGCGCAGGAGUGGCGGGGCUCCUUUUCCCCACGGUCUCUGUUCGUUUAGAUGAGUGUCUCUGAGCUAUCCUGUGAAGUUCUCAAGACACGGAGAAAAAACAGCCUAGAGAAAUCAUCCGUCCAUACUUUUGCAAAAACAACAGCAUCUCGAAACCACAUGGAAGUGGUCCAGCGAGUUUAGGAGGAAUUUUAACAAGCAAAGCGUGCGUUUUGUUGUUCGUGUUUACUGCUGGCCAUCUCUUUGGGAAAGUGUAAAGGAAAAAGGAUUAUUAAUACAUCGCGCAACAUUUCUGCUUUUGGAUUGUCCACCAAAGGAUGAUGCCUCCACGAUGACCCGUGUCUCUGGGGAGGACAAGUCCCUCUACCAUGGACAGGAUAUAUGAGGACAUCAGCCAUCCGGAUGGAUCUACCGAAAAUUAAGAUGCAUUUGCUGCUAGGAAUAGCAGCUUGGGUCCUGUGCACCAACAUGUGGGUGUCCGCUACGGGAUCUUUCGAACUGGAGGUUCUGGGAAUACAAAACACUCGGGGUGAGCUAAGCAACGGCAGUUGCUGUGCCUUACCUGACAUUCGUUUGGACAACGGCACCUGUGUAGGGCAGUGCAGGACUUUUUUCAGGCUGUGCCUCAAGGAGUAUCAGACAGAAGUGAGCGAUACUGGACCCUGUACUUUUGGGAAUGUGUCCACUCCCGUUGUGGGAGGAAAUUCGUUCUCAAUGCAUGCCAAUCCUCAUCAUCAUGUUGUGCUUAAGUUACCUUUCACAUUUCGAUGGACGAAAACUUUCACAUUGUUACUGGAUGCCAUUCACCAAGACCAAAGCUUAGUUCCAAAUGGAACACACCUGGAGCGAGUGAUCGAGAGGCACGUCUUCUCCGGCGUGCAGAUUCCAGGCAUGGAAUGGAAGAUCAAAGGGCACCGGGGUCGUGCCGCCAGGAUAAGUUACCGGUACAGGGUGCUCUGCUCACCACACUACUACGAUUACACGUGCGCCAAAUUCUGCCGGCCAAGGGACGAUCGGUUCGGACACUACAAGUGCGACGAGCAGGGAGACAAGGUGUGCCUCGAAGGAUGGCAAGGACCCAACUGCGAAACAGCUGUGUGUAAAUUAGGAUGCCAUCCCGAACAUGGUUUCUGCACUGUGCCAGGUGAAUGCCAGUGCCGCCCCGGUUGGAAGUCAGAGCUUUGUGAUCAGUGCAUGCCUUAUCCAGGCUGCAAACAUGGAUACUGUAACGGCUCGCCGUGGCAGUGCAUUUGUGAUAUUAACUGGGGUGGAAUUCUCUGUGACGGAGAUCUGAAUUUCUGUGGUACACACGAACCAUGCCAAAAUGGUGGCACCUGUGUGAAUGCCGCUCCUGAUAACUACACUUGUAGAUGUGCGGAGGGUUUUUCAGGAACAAACUGUGAUAUAGUUGAUAAUCCCUGUGCUUCCUCACCCUGCCUCAAUCAAGGUACGUGUUCCGAGAUAAACAACACUUUCAUCUGCACAUGUCUUCCAGGAUGGACCGGAAAUCGUUGCCAGACAAAUAUAAAUGAAUGCGAAUCAGAUCCUUGCAUAAACGGUGGCACCUGCUUAGACCUGGUGAAUGGAUACCGCUGCUUGUGUGAUCCUGGAUGGGAGGGAAAUCAGUGUCAAUUUGAUGCCGACGAAUGCAGUACGAAUCCAUGCGUAAAUGCCAAAGGGUGCCGUAACAUGGUAGGCGACUACCAAUGCACCUGCCUAGCAGGCUGGAGUGGUAAGAACUGUGACCAAAACUUAAAUGACUGCCUUGGCCAGUGUCUCAAUGGAGCCACUUGCAUUGACUUAGUCAAUGACUAUCACUGCGCCUGUCUCCCUGGAUUCACGGGUCGCGAAUGCCAGACCAAUAUCAACGAGUGUGCCAGCAAUCCGUGCCUCAACGGGGGAGAAUGUGUGGAUCUCAUAGCGGACUAUCGUUGCAUUUGUCCGGUUGGAUACAAAGGAUAUCGAUGUGAAAUCGACGAUGAUUUGUGCCAUCCCAACCCUUGUCACAACGGAGCCUCUUGCCUCAACAGGCAGUUCGACUACACUUGCAUUUGUCCCCAAGGAUUCCAAGGGAAGAAUUGCUCAAUACCCAAAGUUCAGUGCCAAAACCCUCCCUGCGAAGUUUAUACCGACAGAUGUGCUACAGCGGUUCCAAACUCUUCUUUGGGCAUGCGAUCCAUCUCUACAAGCUUGUGCGGGGAUCAUGGGAAAUGUGUUAAUGACCUUAUGGGCGGAUUUUCCUGUGUGUGUGAUCCUGGAUAUACGGGAAAAUAUUGCCAUGAAAAUAUAAAUGAUUGCUUGUCUUCCCCUUGUAAAAAUGGUGGAACUUGUGUCGACGGUUUGAAUUCUUUCCAAUGCUUUUGUCAGGAAGGCUGGGAAGGUCGCUUUUGUCAGAUAAAUAAAAACGAUUGUGAUCCGAACCCUUGCCAGAACAACGGCAGCUGCAUCGAUGCCAUUGCCGAUUACAUCUGCAAUUGUAAAGACCAGUGGAAAGGGAAAAACUGCAAUUCAAGACACUUUCAUUGUGACCUUAGCACUUGCCAGAAUGGUGGGACUUGCAUUGAUAUGGGAGACACUUUUAGAUGUCACUGCAAAUCUGGAUGGGAAGGUCACACAUGUCAAAUAGCUAAGAACCCCAGUUGUCAUUCUAACCCCUGUCUGAAUGGUGGUACCUGUGUAAAUAUUGGAACCAGUUUCUUAUGUAUUUGCCGAGAAGGAUACGAAGGACCUUUAUGUCAAUACGAUUCUGAUGACUGCAAUCCGAAUCCCUGUCACAACAACGGAACGUGUAUAGAUGGAGUGAACUGGUUCAUGUGCAAGUGCUCCGAGGGGUUCAUCGGACCCGACUGUCGCAUCAACAUCAAUGAGUGCGCAUCUUCGCCGUGUGCACAGGGAAGCACUUGUGUGGAUGAGAUCGGGACUUAUCGAUGUAUCUGCCCGAGCUAUCUGACUGGAAAGCAUUGCAAUAUCUCUUUGCUACCUGCUGAUAGCAGCGACUAUUGUGUAUGGAAAGGGCAGGUGCAUCCGGAGAACAGUAUCUGGAAUGAUGGCUGCAACGGUUGCAUUUGUGUGAAAGGAAAAGUGCACUGCACGCAGAUGUGGUGUGGACCUCGCUUGUGUGAUUUGGAUCCCAACUCUACUAAACGACUAUGCUCUCCCGGCCAGGCCUGUGUGCCCGUUUCCUCCGAUGCUUGCUUCACACCUCCCUGCCGGCCACACGGCAAGUGCGUUCUGAGUGACAACAGUUCGGAGGCACUGUCUCAAGAGCUCAUUCCGGACGAGAAGUGCGUGCCCAACAAUGCUGUACUCAGCAACAACUGUGCUAAAAUAACACUCUUCUUUGACAAGAGUAAAAUGUUCCAUGGUAUUCUUGUGGAAGAAAUUUGUAGUCAAGUUCGAAAACUUCCUCUGUCGUACAUGCUAAUGAACAACAGAAGCAAGGACAUGAUUAUUGUGCUUUGUGGUGUGAAAUUCAAUGAAGAAGACAGCAUAGAAGUCACGAUCUCCACAACUGGUAGACCCACCAUCGAAACAUUUCACGUCGUGAGCAACAUCACAAAGAAAAUAGCAGACUUGAUCAGCAGAAAACAUCACAACACAACUAUCCUCAACGGAGUGAUGGAAGUGAAAGUUGAAACGUCCAUGGUGAAUGCUGAUUACAAAGAGAGAAAAACUUAUGUUCCGCUGCUGGUUCUUUUGUUAUCCUUACUGAUUUUACUACUAGUUGCUGGUGGGGUCUUCUGGUAUUACUGGCACCACCGCCGUAAGAAGACCAAAAGAGACAACAGCCACUGCAACUCCUUGCCAAGAACUUACAGCUGCAAGUUGGAGCAGCUGGAAAAGGACGAGAAAACGAACAACCUAACCGAAAACAACCUGUGUCGUUACCACAAUUCUCUGCAGUCCGUCAUGCCAAGGGAACAACAGCAGUGCUCUUUCGUGCCCAGCGGGUCUUCAGAGAUGAUUGACUUUGACCCCGAUAAGGCCGACAUACCAACCAAAAUAUACAAGUCCAAACUACCAGAAGCGUGUGUCAAUUCAACCAUAUCUAGUGAAAAAGACUGUGAGAAAAAUAACACAUUUCGAAAACUUUCUAAUCACACGAAAGACAAGGCUACAGGCGCUGUAAUUUAGCACCAGAAAACAUUUUCAUAGAGCAUAAAUUAUUUAUUUUUUUGUGGAACUUCUUUUUAGAUUCCUAUCAUUGUCAUCAUCGUCUUCACAGUCACAGUCAUAUGCACAUGAUGGAUUUUUUUUUCAAAUAUUUUACCAAUGUGAAGUUUUAACUCACAUUAAAGACACUUGCACCUUUAAAGUGUAUUUUUUGAUUAACGUUAUGUUGAAUAAUGUGUGAUAUAGCAUUCGAUGUGCUUGCUAAGCUUUGUGUUAAUGCAAAAUGUGCAGUUUAUUAUUUUAACAUUUUGUGUAGUCCCCAGCUCAUUUUGUGUUUUUUAAAGAGUUUUUGUUUGUUUGUUUGUUUUGAUGAUGUCUUAAUAUAGUAAAGCUUUAAAAUUUAUUUGAUUUUUUUUAGUUAAAUUUUUAUUCUAAAAAUUAGAAACAAGUCAUUUUUUUUUGUACAUAACUUUUAGAAAACUUAAAUGUUUUUUUAUCAAUCGCAUUAAAUGAUGGAUUCGUUUAUUUUCAAAUCAUAUGAAAAUGUUAUUAUUAAGAUGUUUAAUACAACAAUUUUGAACAAUUUUCUUUUAUAUUUUAUUUAAAUCAUAUGACAAUUGCAAAAGAAAUACAGAUUUUAGAUGUCGUAGUAGAUGUAGUAAUAACCUAACCUAACCUAACCUAAAUAUUUUUCUACAAAAGUAAAACAUGCAUUAUGCAAAAUUAAAUUAGAUGUAAUUAAAAAUUUCAAUUAGAAAUAAACAUAGAUUUUAAGAAGAAAUAACUUAAUAUUU